AUGACAACCAGCAACACCAUUGAAAACUCCGAACAUCCGAUCAUUAAACACAACAACCUAGAUGUUGAGAGCCAACGAACCCAAGAAGCAACUAAAGUGACAUUCGAUUACGCCAAGAGAGCACAAUGGCUGCGAGCUGCUCUUUUAGGCGCUAACGAUGGCCUCUUGUCCACCGCAAGCAUAAUGAUGGGCGUAGGUGCGGUUAGUGAAGACGUUAAGACCAUGAUCUUGUCUGGGAUCGCUACGCUACUUGGUGGAGCAUGUAGCAUGGCCAUCGGUGAAUUUGUAUCGGUUUACUCGCAAUAUGACAUUGAAAUGUCACAAAUUAAAAGAGAGAUGAGAAAUGGCUUGAGUAACUCUGACGAAAUUGAAGAAAAGAAAAGUGACUUACCUAGCCCUACAAAAGCAGCUGUGGCGUCAGCAACUGCGUUUGCGCUAGGGGCGGUGGUGCCAUUGCUAGCAGCGGCGUUUAUACGUAAUUAUUGUUGGCGGUAAUUUCCGACUCAUCAUAAGCCGGUGAUGUGAAAGGGUGACAAAGGAGUUCAAGUCACAAGUCGGUGAACUUGAGGGAUCAAUGUUGACAAGUUGGUCAUAAUUGAUUAAGUUUCCUAAUUACAUUAUAAUUAUAUUUGGUAA
This is a messenger RNA of Helianthus annuus (common sunflower), 636 nucleotides long. RefSeq names its product vacuolar iron transporter homolog 4. The record is from RefSeq and is a predicted model, not a curated record. Gene Ontology annotation, cellular component: membrane. Lineage: Eukaryota; Viridiplantae; Streptophyta; Magnoliopsida; Asterales; Asteraceae. Gene Ontology annotation, molecular function: manganese ion transmembrane transporter activity; iron ion transmembrane transporter activity. Gene Ontology annotation, biological process: intracellular manganese ion homeostasis. The coding region runs from base 1 to 495 and encodes 164 amino acids. The transcript has a single exon.